Messenger RNA from Vespa velutina, 783 nucleotides. RefSeq names its product exosome complex component RRP46 (gene Rrp46). The transcript is spliced from 5 exons. Gene Ontology annotation, cellular component: cytoplasmic exosome (RNase complex); nucleolus; nuclear exosome (RNase complex). Lineage: Eukaryota; Metazoa; Arthropoda; Insecta; Hymenoptera; Vespidae. Gene Ontology annotation, biological process: U4 snRNA 3'-end processing; rRNA catabolic process; nuclear mRNA surveillance. The record is from RefSeq and is a predicted model, not a curated record. Bases 104 to 766 code for a protein of 220 amino acids.
AUAACCUUUUCGCGAUCUUUCUUAUUGUACUGUUGUGUGUUUAAUCAAACAUAACCUCUCGCAAGUACAUUUUUAUAUUGAAAAAAUAAUAAAUUAAAAGAUCAUGGAAGAAGAUAUAACAACAACGGAAUAUAUGCUCCGUCCUAUGUUAUGCGAACUCAAUCAUCUUUCGAUGCCCGAUGGUUCAGCAAUGUUGAUGCAAGGUGAUACAGCGGUAAUAGCAGGCGUUUAUGGACCUGUAGAACCAAAAGCGCAAAAAAUGAUUUAUGAUAAAGCUUCAGUAGAAGUUGUUUAUAGUCCUGUAAAAGGACCAGCAAAGAUCGAUGACAGGAUGAUAGAAUUGUAUGUAAAGGAAUCAUGCGAAACUGGGAUUAUUGUAAUGCUUCAUCCGGGUACAGCUAUAUGUAUAAAUAUACAAGAAAUACAGGAUAAUGGUGGGCUCUUAGCUUGUACUAUUAAUUCCGCAUGCUUGGCCUUAAUUAAUUCAGGAAUUUCUAUGAAAUUCACUAUUGCGGCUAUCACUUGUAUGAUUGAAAAAGAUUCAGAUAACAUUAUACUUGAUCCAAAUAAUGAUCAAUUGCAGAAUGCCAAGGCAGUUUUUACUUUUACGUACGAUAGUAUAAAAAAGGAUAUUAUCUCUUGUUCCACAACGGGACGUUUCACCGAUAAAGAAUUUUUAGAAUGUUCGGAUAAAUGUAGACAAGCUAGUUCAUGCGUCUUUAAUUUUUAUCGUGACGUUGUAAAAAGGUAUGCGAAAUCAAUAUAAUAUCAAUUUUCAAUCGA